Molecule: messenger RNA, 586 nt
Organism: Phycomyces blakesleeanus NRRL 1555(-)
Lineage: Eukaryota; Fungi; Mucoromycota; Mucoromycetes; Mucorales; Phycomycetaceae
Exons: 3
Coding region: 9-368 (119 amino acids)
Cellular component (GO): cytosolic small ribosomal subunit
Molecular function (GO): structural constituent of ribosome
Source: RefSeq, a predicted model, not a curated record
AUUGAACAAUGGCCAAGAAGGACGUUGCCGCCAAGCCUAGCUCUUCCUCCGGAGGAAAGAAGGCCAAGAAGAAGUGGUCUGCCAAGAAGGUCAAGGACAAGUCUAACAACUUGGUUGUCCUCGACAAGCCUACCCAUGAGCGUUUGUUCAAGGAGGUUCCCACCUACAAGCUCAUCUCUCAGUCUGUCCUCGUCGAUCGUCUGAGACUUAACGGUUCCUUGGCUCGCAUUGCCAUCCGUGAGCUCGAGGCCCAGGGUUUGAUUAAGCCCUUGUCCCGUCACCAUGCCCAGGUUAUCUACACCCGUGCUACUGGUGAUGAGAAGGCUGCUCCCGUUGCCGCUGACAAGGCCGAGUCUGAUGAAGAGUAAAUAGGAUCUUUACGAUUUUGUUUUAUUACUAUUAUUAAAAAAAGGAACUUAUGGUUUUGGAUUUUCCAACUCUUUCUUAAUUAAUCAAUCAAAAAAAAUUCAUCAAUUACAUAAAUAAAUGCGAUUCUUUUUAUGAUUCGAUAACACAAAAUACAUACAGCAAAAGCAUGUAUAUAAUCUUAUCACAUAUUAAAAUCAAGUGUAAAUGUAUAUGACAG